AUGUCGUUCCCGGUGCCGCCGCUGAACGACCGCAAGAGAGUCAAGGUCUACGAGCUGCGGAACAACGACUGGUUCGACCGGGGGACGGGCUUCUGCACCGGCCAGAUAACAGACGAUGAGCCGAAGAUACUGGUGCAGUCGGAGGACCAGCCGGAUCGCAUGCUGCUGGAGACUCGCAUCUCGCGCGAGGACGGAUACCAGAAGCAGCAGGAAACACUGAUAGUAUGGACCGAGCAGAACGGGACAGACAUGGCGCUGAGCUUCCAGGAGGCAGAGGGCUGCGGAGUGAUAUGGGAUUUCGUGCGCCAUGUUCAGCAGCAGCUCGCUCCCCUCGGGGCUGACGACUCGCUGUCCGACGACGCCAUGGACGGCCUCCCCAGCGCUAUCAUGCUCCCGCCGCCAGACCUCACAAACCUCGCAGAGAUCGAACACCUCAUCGUAGGCGCCAGUGCUACCCAGCCAGGUAGAGACGCCAUCGCCCGCUUCGUCAUCCAGGAACAGUACAUCCUCAAGCUGCUUCCCCUGGUCGCCGUCGCCGAAGACCUCGAGGGGCUCGCAGACCUGCACCGCCUCUGCAACAUCAUGAAGGCCCUCAUCCUGCUCAACGACAACACCAUCAUCGAACAGGUCGUCUCCGAUCCCGUCAUCUCCGCCGUCGUCGGCGCCCUCGAGUACGACCCAGACUUCCCCACCCACAAGGCAAACCACCGCCAGUACCUCAACGACCGCUCCCGCUACAAGGAAGUAGUCCCCAUCAAAGAUCCCAUCAUCCUGCGCAAGAUACGCCACACCUGGCGCCUGCAGUACCUCAAAGACGUAGUCCUCGCCCGCAUCCUCGACGACCCUACCUUCUCCGUCCUCAACUCCCUCAUCUUCUUCAACCAGGUCGACAUCGUCCAGCACCUGCAGACAAACACCGCCUUCCUCUGCGAACUCUUCUCCCUCUUCGCCCCCGAGUCCCCGCCCGCCGAUGCUCGCAAACGUGAAGACGCCGUCCAGUUCCUCCACCAGUGCAUGAGCAUUGCGAAGAACCUCCAGGCCCAGUCCCGCGGGAACCUGUUUGCAAACCUGAUCAACCACGGCCUGUUUUCAGUCAUUGCUUUCGCCGUCAAACAUCCUACUCCCGCCCUCAGAACUACCGGCAUCGAUAUUCUAGUCGUCCUGCUCGACCAUGACCCCAUCACCAUGCGCGGAUACAUGCUCAAGGCCUUUACCGACAAGAAGGUCUCGUUGACAGACACCCUCAUCGACCUGCUACAUUCCGAGGCAGACCUGGGCGUCAAGAACCAGCUGGCCGACGCUCUCAAGGUCUUGCUGGAUCCACAACCGCAGAUGCAAGAGUUGCGCUCUGGAGAGGUAGUAAAGAUGCGUCAGGGCCAGCAGGGCGGCCAGGGCCAGGCUCAGAUACAACCACACCCUGUUGCUGACGCUUUCAUGCAGAACCACUUCGACAGCUCCGCCAAGAGGCUCUUUGCUCCCCUGACUCACCUCGCCGAACAAGAAGACCUCUCCGGAUUGUCGUUCCAACAGGUGUCGUUAUUCGCUCACCUAGUCGAGAUUCUCACCUUCUUCGUCCGCCAGCAUCCCAUCCGCAGCCGCUCCUUCAUCCGCGAAGAAUCCCUCAUCCCGCGAGUCGCCCAGCUCUUCACCGUCACCCAGAAACACCUCAAACUAAUGGCAUUGAAAUUCUUCCGCACCCUCGUCAGCCUCCACGACACCUUCUACCACGCACAACUCACCCACAACAACACCUUCGACCUCAUCCUCAACAUCGUCUACGAAACCAUGCCCCGCGACAACCUCCUCAACUCCGCCUGCCUCGACCUCUUCGAAUUCAUCAAACGCGAAAACAUCAAGCCCAUCAUCGGCCAUGUCGUCGAACGUUACCGCGAAAAGAUCCAGAACAUCACCUACGUAGAUACCUUCCAGAACCUGAUCCUGCGCUACGACCAGAUGCAAGGGUACGGAACCAACGCUGCCACCGGUGCUGAAAGCAGUGAUGCAGCAAGCACCGUGUUCAGCCAGGACGAAGCCUCGUCAACGCCCACACGCAUGAUCAUCAGUGGCGGCGCCCAACGCUGGGGUGCAAUGGGUGUUCGCGACUUGACCGCCGCGGAGGAGGAGUACUUUGAGACCUCAGAUGAUGAGGAAGACGAGGUUAAGCCCGAAAAUAUAAACUCCGGCACCCCCAAUGGCACCCCCAGCAAGCCGCUUGUCGAUUACCCUGAUGACGACGACGACGACGAUGACGCCAUGGACGAGCAGGAUGCAAGUGCGCAAACACCGCAGCUGCAGGGACAAGAGCAAGAGCAACAACAGCAACAGCAGCAACAGCAGAAAAUCGAGCGGUUCUCGUUUUCUGAAAAGCGUCGUCGAGAAGAGGAUGAUGACGACGAUGAACUUAUCAAGCUCUCCUCAGGCUCCAAGCGGCGCAACUCGGUCAACCCAUCAAACUCCGUCUCACCCCUAUUCCAGCGUGGUAAUGGGAAUGGAAACGGCAGUUUACGAACGAAAAAGGGCCAGGGGCGGAGUCCAAGCGCGAGUCCGAGUCCCAGCCCGAACUCGAAAGGCAACGGAGCUGAGAAAGAUGGUUCAAAGGAGCCACAGACACCCGGGAAGAAGAUUGCAAUUACGCUGAAUGUCUCGCCUUCUACACGGAUAGCGCUCAAGAGUCAGAAUCAGAGUCAGGAGAACUCAACCGGUUCCAAUUCGGAGUCAAAGCCGGAGCCAGCCGGGGAGAAACAUACCGACGGUGCAGGAAUAGUUGAUAACACCACAAAAUCAACUACUGCAGCCGUAAGUGAUGGCAGUGGUGCUGAUACUGGCUCAGCCGAUAGCGGAGGAGGUGGUUCACAAGAUAGCACGGAGCAUAAUGAGCCUCUUCCUGACACUGCCAGUGCCAGUGCCAGUGCCACUCCAACAACCACGACUACGCCAGUAGCAGCCACAGCCACAGCGAGCUAA
This is a messenger RNA of Trichophyton rubrum CBS 118892, 2964 nucleotides long. RefSeq lists its product as uncharacterized. Gene Ontology annotation, biological process: DNA damage response; protein dephosphorylation. Lineage: Eukaryota; Fungi; Ascomycota; Eurotiomycetes; Onygenales; Arthrodermataceae. The transcript is spliced from 8 exons. The record is from RefSeq and is a predicted model, not a curated record. The coding region runs from base 1 to 2964 and encodes 987 amino acids. Gene Ontology annotation, cellular component: nucleoplasm; protein phosphatase 4 complex. Gene Ontology annotation, molecular function: protein phosphatase activator activity.